GGAAUAACUGAGUUAUUUGCAUCUGCCCCGCUGUACAAGAGUGCACCCAGUAUUAUUGGCUACUGGAAAAUGAUUUUCAAAAAAGAAGGAAUACGGAUGAAUGGUCUUGACAAUUUGCGAAUUAAAGAAACAGUCAUCACUUCGACAAGUAUUACUACGCAAUGAUCAUUGUUACAACGUACCGGCCCAUACAACAUCUAAAUUUAAGAAAUGUCUUCUUUACACGGCACCAUCCAGGCUCUUCAAAAUAAAUUGUUCCUGUUAUGGUUUUUAUAUAAUAUAAUGUUAUGUAUAC
Molecule: messenger RNA, 295 nt
Organism: Acanthoscelides obtectus
Lineage: Eukaryota; Metazoa; Arthropoda; Insecta; Coleoptera; Chrysomelidae
Source: the annotation of a GenBank genome assembly